Molecule: messenger RNA, 1442 nt
Organism: Cimex lectularius (bed bug)
Lineage: Eukaryota; Metazoa; Arthropoda; Insecta; Hemiptera; Cimicidae
Gene: sel
Product: protein seele
Exons: 5
Coding region: 751-1323 (190 amino acids)
Cellular component (GO): endoplasmic reticulum
Source: RefSeq, a predicted model, not a curated record
GUAGUUGUUAUUACAUGUGGUUUUACUCCUAGCUGGUGAAACUCAUCAACAGUGCUUCUUAUGAUCAUGUUGCUUGCCUGGAAAUAAUGGGAUGAAGUAACACAGUUAUUUGGACUUAAGGAAUUUGGCCUGAGAUUAAAAAUAAGUACUGUCUUGAAGGAGAAAAAAAGGAUAAUAAAAAAGAAGACCAUGUUAUUUAUUCUUGUCGUUCUAGUUUUAUAAUUGUGUCUGAGAGUUCCCCACGUCGUCACAGGAAAGUUCAUCUCUAUUUUAUUGUCGUGAAACCUAAACAAUUGUGUUUUUAUUUGAAACAAAAUACCCGUAGUGCCGUUCACUAAAGGUAAACGCGAUAGAUUCCGGGGGGAAGAGAAGAAACAAGUAGGGCAGCCGGUCAUGGUCCAGUUGGAAAAUCGGGACUCGGCCGGCGUCAACAAAUUUUGACUUUUUCUCGUUGGUAGGAGCAAAAAAAAAUUAAUUUCGGAACCUCAGGUGAUUCGUAACAAAAUUCAAAAUCAUUUUUGAACAGAUGAAUUUGGCUCUAUAGGCAUCAUAAUAUCAUACAGAUCGUCUGUUUACCAUUUUGUUUUUUAUUUAUGUAUGCCACCCACAGGCCAAUAAGACCUCAAAACGUGUACUUUGAAUUUUUAUCAGGGGCACGCAAUAGGAAAUUAGACAUCAGCACCCGUCCACCGUUCGAUUGUAUAGCCUGUGAAUAAAAAAUAGUAAAAAAAAAAAAAAAGCAAGAAAAGGAUGCAAUUCUCUUUCCAGUUAAUUGUUGCUCUUGCUUUCCCAUUUUUUAUAACCGGACAGAGGAUCAAUGUGAAGGAGCUCAAAUGUCUAGUUUGCAAGCGUGUGGUUGAAGAAAUGGAGAAGGCCGUGGACAAAGUUGACCCAAAGAAGAGGGUCGAGGUCGGAACUUACAGGCUAGAUCACAAAGGAGACCAAAGCCAAAGAACAGUUGAACUGAGAAAGUCGGAAGUUUAUCUGACCGAACUGAUGGAGAAAAUCUGCAAUAAAAUGGACGAUUAUGUCCGAGCCAGGUCUAAGGCAACGGGUCAGCUCCAUGUCAUCCCACUCAUUACUGAAGAUGGCCAAAUGAACUCACUUAUCGGUGAGCUGGACAUAAUUCAAGAUUCAGACUUAAACAAGAGUCUGAAGUUUUAUUGUGAAAAUAUAUUAGAAGAAAAUGAAGAUGGUUUUAUAAAAACCUUUGCCAACAUGAGUGAAAAUCUUGACAUAACUCUCUGCUCAAAUGUCGCAGGGUUGUGCAAUGAAAAGGUACAAGAUGAAUACAAAUUUGAAGAUAGUCAUGAAGAACUUUAAUGAAACUUUUGAAGGUAGUUGUUUUGUUGCCGUUGGUUCGUGGGUUUUAUGUGUCAAUUCAUACAAUGUGAUCCGAUUGAAUUUUCAUUCUUUUACAAUAAAAGUUUAUUUUUGUUAAA